AGUGUGACUAUGGAACCUCAACCUAGUUCCGACUUGGAUACUUAUGCUUCAAGAUAUUAUGGUCGUGGAAAGAUAUUGAGACUGCUACAUAUUGCCUCUCAUAGUGUGCAACUACGAAAGGAAGCCCUAUUGUUGGCAUUGGAUGAAACCAAAGCAGAAACAAGGGACGUACAGUUGUAUAAACGGUUAUUAGAAAAGUUGAAAGAAACAGGUCAAGUCAGCAUUCUUCAAGAUGAAUGGGAGACGACUGUGGUGAGAGAAGAUUCCAAAGAAGUGGAAAGAUUGGAAACCGAGUUACAGAGAUACAGACAUAAUAUGAUCAAGGAUAGCAUUCGAAUGGCAUAUGGAGACCUCGGAGACUUUCAAUAUUCUAAAGGUAACUUGGAAGAGGCAUUGCGCAACUACUUGAAGAUGAGAGACUAUUGUGUUAGCUCUCAACAAAUUACGGAUAUGUGUUUGAAGAUCAUCCAGUGUGCUAUCAUUUUAGGCAACUUUUCAUUGGUAGAAAGUUAUGUUCAAAAAGCAGAACAGACUCCAGAAAUAGCAAACGAUGAGAAAACACAAGCGAAAUUGCAGUGUGCUUUAGGUUUGGCUCUUUUAUCAAAGAGAAAGUUAAAAGCUGCGGCAGAACGGUUUUUACAAGUUUCUUUUGCGUUGCAAGAUAGUUUCAAUGAAAUGUUGGCUCCCGAAGAUGUGAGUACGUUGGGAGCUAUAUGUGCUUUGGCCACUUUUGAUAGGAAAGAGUUGAAACAUAAACUUUUGGAUAACAAAGCGUUUAAAGAAUUUCUAGAACUUACUCCCAAUGUUCGGGAGUUGAUCAAUGAUUUUUAUUUUUGUCGCUAUGGAAAAUUCUUUGAACGCUUACAACGAAUGGAACCUGAUUGGAGGUUGGAUUUGUAUUUUUAUUCUCUAGUUGAUACGGUGAUGGAGUUGAUUCGUGACAAAGCACUUGCUCAAUAUGUCAUGCCUUAUACUUGUGUAUAUUUGGAUGAAAUGGCAAAAGUUUUCUGUACUGACGUGUAUCAUCUACAAAAUGAACUUGCAAAGUUGAUAACGAGUCAUCAAAUAGAAGCAAGAAUUGAUUCGCAUAGGAAAAUUUUAUAUGCGAAAGAACUAGAUGUGAGAAAUACCAGUUUAUGGAAUACUGUUUCACAAGGUGCUCAGUUAAUUGACCAAGCAGAAUCGAUGCUAUUACAUAUUAAGAUGCUCAAACAUCGACUCUCUAUUCGAGCAUUGAGUGCAACAGAAGCAUCAUAUGAUCAUUCCAACUGUUCGACAAGUAGAAUGGAUUUGGGUUCUCUUCAUCAUGGUGAAUAGAGUGACCGUCAUUUUCAGUUCAGA
Galdieria sulphuraria is the source of this 1341-nucleotide messenger RNA. RefSeq names its product COP9 signalosome complex subunit 1. NCBI's taxonomy places the organism in Eukaryota, Rhodophyta, Bangiophyceae, Galdieriales, Galdieriaceae. Gene Ontology annotation, molecular function: protein binding. The transcript has 2 exons. The record is from RefSeq and is a predicted model, not a curated record. Gene Ontology annotation, cellular component: COP9 signalosome. Bases 10 to 1317 code for a protein of 435 amino acids.